Molecule: messenger RNA, 1362 nt
Organism: Besnoitia besnoiti
Lineage: Eukaryota; Apicomplexa; Conoidasida; Eucoccidiorida; Sarcocystidae
Product: DHHC zinc finger domain-containing protein
Exons: 8
Coding region: 1-1362 (453 amino acids)
Biological process (GO): protein targeting to membrane; peptidyl-L-cysteine S-palmitoylation
Cellular component (GO): endoplasmic reticulum; Golgi apparatus
Molecular function (GO): protein-cysteine S-palmitoyltransferase activity
Source: RefSeq, a predicted model, not a curated record
AUGCUGCUGCUUUUCGUUUGCCUCUUUUUCCUCUCCGUGGUCGCGCUUGCGCUUCUUUGGUUUUUCGGCGCGCCGGAGGGGAAUUCGUUCUCUGCGCGGCUCUUCCGCUUCUUCUUCGUCUCCGCCCCCGCGCGGCUCCUCAAUACAGUCGAGGCUCUCUGCGGCCUCGGCGCGCGUAGAAAACUCGAGCAGAUCUUCUUCUACGUCUUCCACACAAACAACCCGAUCGUCCAGCUCGUCUAUCUGGCCGUAAUGAUUGGAGGAUACACGCAGAUCGUUCUCGUGGGGUAUCCCUGGAUUCCCAAUGCAUACGUCGGCGAAAUCCACAAGUUUUUAGGCUUUGCAGUCUUCCUUUCCUGCCUCGUGACCUUCCUCUUCUGCGCACUGAAGGACCCCGGCGUUAUUGAUCACGAGAAUGCGAAGGAUCAUGAGCGCCUGUACCCCUACGACCGAUGCAUUUACUUCCCGAAUUCAAAGUGUUCCACCUGCCACUUCAACAAGCCCGCGCGCAGCAAGCACUGUCGACUCUGCAACGUCUGCGUCGCGCGCUUUGACCAUCACUGCGUCUGGAUCGGGAACUGCGUCGGCGCGCGGAACCACGGCGCGUUCAUCAUCUUCCUCCUCACGCACUUCCUCAUGUGUGCCUACGGGUCCGUGACGAUGUUGAAUCUGCUUCUCGGCAUCGUGGACGCGAAGAAGCUGACCUCUGCAGUUUACAUCGAUCCGCUCUCAGGCCGCCGGUCGCCAGCGACUUGGGGCGUCGUUCUGCAGUACAUGGCGGGCCGCUUUGGCUCGCUGAUUUUCCUGGCGGUGUUGCUGGUUGUUUUCUUCUUUUUGCUUCUCGGCUUCACGGCUUAUCACCUCUACACGGCGGUGUGGCGCAACAGCACGACGAACGAGUCCUUCAAGUACCGCUGCAUGCGGCAGAUCCUCGCAGCGCCCUUCCCACUCGAGGACGAAGCGAGCGAGGCAAAAAAAAACGAAGAGAGCGCUGGAGACGCGGCGCCAGAGGCGCAGGCCCCUGCGCAAGGCGCGAAGGGGAAGAAGGCCGACAAGGACGCAGAAGCGGAGAAAGAAACGAAGCUUCACCCGCCGCUGAUGACUUCCGAGAAGGCUGUCGAGCAUGUCAAAAAGGCCCGAGGCCGCUACCAUCACGGGUUGGUGCAGAAUGCACUGGAGGUCUUUUGCUUCGAUGACUGGAUGCGGGAGACGCUCGCGAGGCGAGAGGAAGAGAUGAAGCGCGCGUCCGUAGCCUCUGGGCACGCGGUCCAGUUUCUCGCGGCAGCAGUGGCUCACGCCGGCGAAGCGCCAGAGGAGCGCGCGGUGGAAAACGAGACAGAAACGGGAAAGAAAACGAGAUAG